This is a messenger RNA of Sphaerodactylus townsendi, 3326 nucleotides long. It is a transcript of the gene PPM1J, whose product is annotated as protein phosphatase, Mg2+/Mn2+ dependent 1J. The record is from RefSeq and is a predicted model, not a curated record. Gene Ontology annotation, biological process: protein dephosphorylation. Gene Ontology annotation, molecular function: protein serine/threonine phosphatase activity. Bases 300 to 1889 code for a protein of 529 amino acids. The transcript is spliced from 10 exons. NCBI's taxonomy places the organism in Eukaryota, Metazoa, Chordata, Lepidosauria, Squamata, Sphaerodactylidae.
GGAGCCACCCGGGCUUUGCAAGAUUGGGAGGAGACGCCGAGGGCAGGCUGGUGCUUCGGCAGUCCUGGGGAAGGCAGGGCAGGUGCGCGUCUGGAAGGGCUGCCCGCCCCGGGCCAAGGCCACUGCGAGCAGGGCGGCUCUCUCGGGCCAGCGGGGAUGCUGGGGGCGGACAGGGGGCCUGUUCGGAGAUUCCCCGGCGCGGCGGAGCUGCAGCCCGAGCCGAGGAGGCGGGGAGCCGAGCCAGCGAGCACGCCUCCCUCUCCGGCCGCACCAAGCUGGCGGCGUCCGGCGGCUGCAGCAUGCUAGGCAGGGUGCGCUCGGCCAUGGCGCAACUGGUCGGGGGCCUGGCGGGAGGAGGAGGAGGAGGAAGCAGCCCCCCGAGCGCCCAGCCCGCCGGGGCCUCUUCGCCGCCGCCUCCACCGCCUGCAGCAGCUGCGGCGCCGGCUCCGCCCGCUCCCUCCGGGCCCGGCUCCGCCAACUCCAGCAGCGGCUCCUGCCGGGAGCCGCCCCGCGACGGCUUCUCCAGACCGGCUUUCCUGCAGCUCACCGCGGAGGAGCUGCAACUGGCCGACGAUCACACCGGCAGGGCCGUCCAGAGCCCACGUGAGAACCGCCGCCGCCUGCCCUGGAGGACCGGCUACGCCGAGGUGAUAAAUGCAGGCAAGAGCCAGCACAAUGAGGAUCAAGCCUGCUGUGAGGCAGUAUUUGUGGAAAAGCGAGGCAAUCAGAGGAAUAAUCCAGCCUUCAAGGAAACAUCUGGAGACCCAGAGGGGCAGGGCAACAAAGGCCUGUACUUUUAUUACUGGGGCUUGUUCGAUGGGCAUGCCGGAAGCGGAGCUGCAGUGAUGGCAUCUAAGCUGCUACACUUCCACAUCCGUGAUCAGCUCAGGGAAAUAGUACACAUCCUCCAGGACCCCUCCCCUCCACCAAUCUGCCUGCAAGAUGCCUCCAGGACUGUUUCAGGAGAACCAAACAGAGCUCCCUUGGCAGAGGAAGAUAUUGAGGUUCCCAACAAUGCCUUGCCACGUUUCCAUAUGGAGAAGGCAGUUUCCCAUGAGAGUUUGGUAGUGGGAGCCAUUGAGAAUGCAUUCAAAGAGAUGGACAAUCAGAUCGAAAAAGAGCGGGUGACCCACCAUGUAUCUGGAGGCUGCUGUGCUCUGGCUGUGGUUUACCUCCUGGGAAAGUUCUAUGUGGCCAAUGCAGGCGAUAGUAGGGCCAUUGUCAUCCGUAAUGGGGAAAUCAUUCCAAUGUCCAGGGAGUUUACUCCAGAGACAGAGAGGCAAAGGCUGCAGUUUUUAGGCUUUUUGAGACCCGAGUUGCUGGGGAAUGAGUUUACUCAUCUUGAGUUUCCUCGAAGAAUCCAGCAUAAGGAACUGGGAAAGAAGAUGCUAUACAGGGACCAAACCAUGAAUGGCUGGGCAUAUAAAAGGAUAGAAGAAGAUGACAUGAAAUUUCCACUUGUAUAUGGAGAGGGUAAAAAGGCACGAAUGAUGGCAACCAUUGGAGUGACUCGCGGCCUGGGAGAUCAUGAUCUCAAAGUGUACAGCUCCAACAUCUACAUCAAACCUUUCUUAUCCUGCAUCCCAGAGGUCCGCAUCUAUGACCUCACUCAGUACGAGCACUGUCCUGAUGAUGUGCUUGUCAUGGGCACUGAUGGCCUCUGGGAUGUCACCAGUAAUCAAGAAGUGGCCAAUAUGGCGUUGGAUGUUCUCAUGCGCUAUGAGCCCAAUGACCCUUGCAGAUACACUAUGGUAGCCCAGGAGUUGGUGAUGAGGUCCAGAGGGGUUCUAAAAGACCGUGGCUGGAGGCUGGCCAAUGACAAACUAGGCUCUGGUGAUGACAUCUCAGUCUUUGUUAUUCCUCUUGGUGGCCCAGGAAACUACACCUGAAGAGGUCCCAGGGCACCUGAUCCAUGCUGCUAAACUGUAGAGACCACUUACUGCAAGCUUGAGAUUGCGGGCCUCCUGCAACAGAAACAUUCAAUCUUCAGAAGAGGAUGAAAACUAUAGGACUCCAACUUGAGCCCAGCUUGCUAUACCCCAGCUGAGUACACAAAACAUAGGCUUGGGCCACACAGCUGUUCACAGCAAGGAGGUCAAGGCACAGCUGUUCCUCUCAGGAAUAUCCCUAUUGGACCUUGAGACCCAUGUUUCAAGGGCUACAUUCAUUCAUCAUCAUCCUAGGGAAGGGGGCACAGGAUGGGGCUGUCUUUUUUUGUUGUUGUUACAGUUGCAUGGAAGUGUUCUCCAAAUUGGUUAUUAGCACUGGAGUCUCCCUGAUUUGCUGCAGUAUUUAGCUCUAUCUUUACAGAGGAGCUGUUCAACCUUCCUUUGCAGAGUUCCAUGGACACUUUGACAUACAAGGACAGUUGUCUGAAUUUCCUGCCCCUGUCCUUGUUGCUAACUGCAGAAGCAGAAUCAAGUAAAUGCUGCUUUUUGGUUCAUUCCUCAGAUUUGCUACAAGAAGGCCUUGCACAGUUGUCAGUCCAAGUAGUCACGGCUUAUUAAUUCAAAUGGCUGUCUUGUAGCCAAAUUUGCUUAUUCUUACAAAUGAGUUUUCAAAGGGCAAAAGAAUGGUACAAAAUAUUCCUACUAUAGAAAACUACAUUUGCAAAUGUCUUCUCAUUUGCUGCAUAAUGGUAAAUUUAUGAGAACAAGCAAAUGCUAUCUAUCAUAGACUCGCCACCCUAUAAUGAAAAUAUUCCAUUGGUUUGUUUAAAAGCAGGAUAUUCAUUGCAAGAUACUACUGGAAGGUUAGGGUAUGCUACCCAUAAAAAUAGUAGCUGGCUAUGCAUAGGAAUGGCAGAUAUUCUGCAAUUUGAUAUCAGGGUAGGUUGCCAGCCACCAGGAGAAAUAGGGAGCGGGGAUAAGCUCUCUGGUAUUGCACCAGUGGUAGGAUUUAAAUAAUUUAACAACCGGUUCCAAAAGGACUCAGCGACGAGAUUACAGCCAGUUAUCUGAACUAGACAAAAAAAUUAGCUACCGGUUCUACCGAAUAGGUGCGAAUAGGCUGAAUCCCACCAUUGUAUUGCACCAAUGUGUGAUCCAGCACAAAACUGGAAGUGUUGUCAUCAUGGUAUUCUAGGAUUUCCCAAAUAGAGUUUUGAGUGAAUCCCAGAAUGGCACCCUGACAUGAAGACACUUCUGGUUUUGCACCAGAAAUGACAGUGAGCCUCCCCCUCCCACACACACACACACAUUUUCCUCCUGCUGGGAUGUAAAGCAGCAAUGGGGAAUUUGGGGGAGUGGUGCAAUACUGGGUCAUUUUCCAUUUCAUCAGGAGACCUGGACCCCUUAGGGAGAGCUGAUCCCACUGCUGGAUUCUUA